Hemicordylus capensis (graceful crag lizard) is the source of this 3221-nucleotide messenger RNA. RefSeq names its product TEA domain transcription factor 2 (gene TEAD2). Gene Ontology annotation, biological process: embryonic organ development; hippo signaling; regulation of transcription by RNA polymerase II. Gene Ontology annotation, molecular function: DNA-binding transcription factor activity, RNA polymerase II-specific; RNA polymerase II cis-regulatory region sequence-specific DNA binding. The coding region runs from base 282 to 1772 and encodes 496 amino acids. Lineage: Eukaryota; Metazoa; Chordata; Lepidosauria; Squamata; Cordylidae. The record is from RefSeq and is a predicted model, not a curated record. Gene Ontology annotation, cellular component: transcription regulator complex. The transcript is spliced from 13 exons.
GCAGGCCUGUUGCUUCUUUGCGCACACCACCACGCUCCACUUCUCCAGCCCUUCCCGUUUCCAGCUCCAAGGAGGAGGCAGGCACUUCUGGGAUGAGUCAAAAUUAACUCUGGUGGUGGAGUGCCUCCCCCGCCACUUUCCCACUUUUUUUUUUUUAAUUAAGCAAAGUUCAGGGAAAGUUUCUCCUCUCGUUUCCUCUCACUCCUUUUUCUCCUCCCCGCUAGCGCACCCACACAAAAACAGUCUCUUGUGUGUCUUCGGAAGAAGCCUGAUUGUGUGAAAUGGGCCAAGUUGAACAUUGUCCGGCUAGAAAUUGUCUGUGUGGAACAGAAACCUAUAGACCUUUGGCCAUUGUAGCUGAGGCUGAUGGGAGUUCUAGUCCAACCACAUCUGGAAACCCAAGGUUAAGAACCCCUGCUACAGGCUGUUUAAAUGUGGUGUUUCUGAACCAAGGUAUUCUUCCUGACACCAUAGAGUCUGGCAGCUGGGAAGAGGGGGGCAGCCCCUCCAGGGAAAUGGGGGAUGCUGGGGAGAAGGGCCUGGACAACGACGCUGAAGGGGUCUGGAGCCCCGACAUUGAACAGAGUUUCCAAGAGGCGCUGGCGAUCUACCCACCCUGCGGGAGGCGCAAGAUAAUUCUAUCAGAUGAAGGGAAGAUGUAUGGCCGCAACGAACUCAUUGCCCGCUACAUCAAACUGAGGACAGGGAAAACACGGACAAGGAAACAAGUCUCCAGCCACAUCCAGGUGUUGGCACGGCGAAAAACCCGCGAGAUUCAGGCCAAGCUCAAGGACCAGGUAGCAAAGGACAAAGCGCUCCAGACCAUGGCGGCCAUGUCAUCCGCUCAGCUUGUAUCGGCCACAGUCCUUCAGGAAAAACUGGGCCUGUCGGAACCCCACUACCCACCUAGCACUACUUCCACAGAGUUCUUCCAGUUCUGGACAGGGGAUGCAAAUCAGCCCCGAGCCACUCCCGAUGUCAAGCCCAUCCUCCAGGCAGUGUACUCCAUCCCACCAAUCACAGCACCCCCUGCUGCUCCAGGUUACCACACCUCCCCGGGGAGACUCUCUCGACUCCCCAGCACUACCUCUUGGCAGGGAAGCCACAUCGGUACAGAAACCCUCCGGCUGGUGGAGUUCACGGCUUUUGUGGAGCGUCAGGGCGAACAAGAUGCGUGUAAGCAGCAGCACCGCUUUGUGCACAUCGACCCAGCGCCCACCUCUGACCCACCCCUGGAGAUGGUGGAUGUCCGUCAAAUUUACGACAAGUUCCCCGAGCGGGGAGGUGGGCUGCGAGACCUGUACGACCAAGGGCCUCCUCAUGCCUUUUUCUUGGUCAAGUUUUGGGCUGAUCUGAGCUUUCCCCUCCCCGAAGAAGAACCCGGGGGCACAGGAGGGGCCUUCUAUGGGGUGAGCAGCCGAUACGAGGGCCCACGGGCUCUGACCCUCAGUUGCACCUCCAAGGUCUGCUCCUUUGGCAAACAGGUGGUGGAAAAACUGGAGACUGCUGAACCCCCACACUGGGAAGAUGGGCGCUUCGUUUUCCGGCUGCAGCGCUCACCCCUCUGCGAGUACCUCAUCAAUUUUAUCCGCAAACUGCGAACACUUCCAGAAAAACCAAUGAUGGAUAGUGUGCUUGAAAACUUCACCAUCUUGCAGGUUUUGCGGGAUCAGGAGACUCAGGAGUUACUACUAUGUGUGGCCUUUGUCUUCGAAGUGUCUGCCAGCGAGCGGGGAGCACAGCAUCAUAUCUACCGGCUGGGCCGGGACUGAUGGACAGUUUUACCUCGUCACAUCCACCCUACUCAGAAAGAAGCCCCCUUCCUCUAAAUCCAGCCAUUGGGCCUCCCGCCUUUCUGAAUCAGGGGCGGUCUUGCUGUGACAACUGCUGAGCCUUCGGUGGAAACUAUUCUUUCCUUCGCCUCAGCAACUAUGGACACCCGAUAGCAGUUGUUGCCACCAGUGGAGACCCCACGCUGUGUGGCUACAGCUAGGCUUUAGGCCUAACCUUCAACAGCCGUUGUUGUUCAGUGGACAGUCUCGUGGCCACAGCAACUAGUUUGCUCUGUUGCCAAUUAUGAACCCUCCACGCAGCCAUACUUAUGAAGAGGCUCUUCUUCAAGUCAGUCAAUAUUCUCUUGCAGUUACAGAAACAGUCAAAAAGCCUCUGCCCUAUACUGUACAAUUUACAGGCCUAUUCCAGGAACCUUCCCCGAUAAUCAUGUGUAUGGGAUUUCACACUCCAUUGUAACAAGAGACAGAAUUUCCUAUUGCUCCUGUUUUUGUAAAAAUGGGCAGAGAUGGAUUUAUCUUACACCUAAUUCUCACAACCAGUAGCUGGGACAGUAAACCUGUCACUGGGCUAUACCACUAAUCUGCAGGUGGAGGUGUGUGUGACUGAGCAUUCCUCCAUACAAAGUGAAGCUUCCUGUGCAUAGAAAGGGCAUACUAGCUUUUGGUGUGUAGGGUUUUCCCUCUAAUUUUUUCCAUUUGUGUGCAGAAUGAAGUUUUGCUCUGGUCAGCAGUAUCAAAGCAGUGUGCGUGCAUGUGUAUUCAGAAUGGGGCCUUCCUGACUAAACCUGAGCACAAUCUAAAAUUAACUGAGAAGACUUGUGUGUGCCUGCACAUGUGCACGCCUUAGAGGAAACACUGGGGCUAUUAUUUUUGUACAGAGAAGCAAGUCCCUGCUUGCAGUCAGUGGUGGUAUAGCCCAGGAAGAGGCUUACGCCUUGAGUGCUAAGCCUCUGUGGGUUGCUGUUUCUAAUUCCUUCUACCACUAGAAGUGGCCCUACCUUUCAGACCCAUAUUGCAUCACAAGAGGGCUGUCAUAUGGGGGCAGCAGAGUGAGAUGCUAGAGCGUGAGGACUACCAUUUUUGAAAACUCCUGGAUGUAAAUAUUACCCACAAUAAGAACACUAGCCACUUAGUCCUCUUGCCACUAGGUUAGUUUUUGACUUCAGAUGGCAGGGGCCAGAGAUGAUUAAUGUUAUUUCCAAAUUGUAGUGUGAAGCACUCACUGUAGUCUACUGCCUCAUUCUGCUGCAUACGAGGACUUAUGAUAGAGCUGUUUCAAAGGGGCUAUUUAGAAGACUCAUCCAGAUUUAAUGUCCCAUAUUUCAUCCAUGUCUCACUUUCCUUUCACAUUCUGAAGAUUGCAGCUGCCUCCCAUCUUGGUGGGCAAGAGGAAAUGAUGUGACCUUGCAUAAAGUUUAUUUUGACAUA